Messenger RNA from Geodia barretti, 300 nucleotides. The record is from the annotation of a GenBank genome assembly. NCBI's taxonomy places the organism in Eukaryota, Metazoa, Porifera, Demospongiae, Tetractinellida, Geodiidae.
GGAGAUGUGGGGUCAACAGUGACUGAUGAGUUGAGAGCCUACACCACAUAUGAGGUGACCGUGGAGGCAGUCAGUGAUAUUCGAGGUACCAGUCGACCCAGUGAGACCAGGAGAGUUCUAACACCACAGACAAGUGCAAGAGAGGCUCCUGGGGAUGUGAUAGCAGAGGCUGAGAGCUACACUGAGAUCUCUGUCCAGUGCAGUGGCCUCUCCAACUGUAGACUGGUCAAUGGUCAAAUCACUCAGUACAGAGUUCAAUAUGAGACUUAUUCCACGACUGAGACUAGAGACUAUACUCUG